CGCUAUAUUUUAACUCCGUUAUUUGAGCGCAACGCGACCGGCGACUAUAACGUUAGAUUACAGCUGUCUUGACUUGACAGUUGUGAGUGACGGACGUGCGUGUGAUUUGUUUUGCGCACUUCCUUUUAGUUAAAAAUACAGCGCGCAAGAGUUAAUUUUGUGACUCCGCAGUUUUUGGCAGUGUUUUUGGACUGAACAACUUUUCGAAAUGAAGUUCCAAAUAUUCGCUGCCUUGUGUUUACUGGUGGUGUGCGCGGAAUGCAAGUAUCGGCCACCAGAAUUGACAUACCAUCAGGAUUCAAAUCACCAUGGACGUCACCGGGAAAACUGGGUCCAUAGGGAUGAGGCCAAUGAAAUCUCUACUGUUAGACCUAGAAAUAAUUAUAGAAGUGACCCACCUGAUCACACGAAGUUGAUACCUAUGGCCAGAUACGUGCUGCAUAAUGCUGACUGGGCGUCAGUAGCUACAAUUUCAAGCCUGUCAGCUAUCCAAGGGUUCCCAUUCUCAAAUGUCAAAUCUGUGGUGGACGGGUCUCUGGCCAACUCCACUGGAAUCCCCUAUUUCUACAUGGCCCCAGCUGAUUUCACAGCUCGCGACUUGACGAGAAACAGCCGCGCCACCGUGCAAGUGUCGCUGGAGGAGACGAGGUACUGCGAGAACCAGAAGUGGGACCCUGAGGACCCGCGCUGCACCCGGCUCAUGCUCUCCGGGAAGAUGAAGAGGUUGAAGGAAGGUACCCCUGAGUAUACGUUCGCCAAGGCCGCCUUGUUCGAGCGACACCCCGCUAUGGCUACUUGGCCGGCAGAUCACGCCUGGUUCGUGGCUAAGCUGAAGAUUGCCCAGAUAGCGAUGGUGGACUGGUUCGGCGGGGCCAAGUACAUCCCAGUGAAGGAGUACCUCGCGUACAACUAUACUGGCACAGAGAUACUCGACCGUGCCAAUAAACUGCACACAGAGGUCACCUAUGUUUGAAGUUGAACUCGGCCAUAGGGACUCUGUGAGCUAAUUGGUUUUGGUUUUAAGAACUUUGGGAAAGGCUUUGCGAAUACGAUGAUACGACUCUAGUACUCGCACCAUGGCAAUGUCGUAUGCUUACACAACCAUAGAAUAAAGAAUAAUAAUACGUAUAGAACGGUUUAUUUAUGUAAUUAAUGAUAAGUAGUCUAUGUACGUGUUUAGUAAUAUUAGUAAUAAGUAUACAUUUAGUUUACUUGUAUUUCAUAGAUAUCAACUCAUUUAUUGCGUGAUAACACCGGCCCACUGAGUUUCUCUCAGGCUGUCCACGGUUAGCUAGAAGAAAUCCCAAUUAGGGAUAAGUUCGACUGUGCUUUAUCCAACGAUAAAUUAUAUGUAAAUUUCCUUUGUAUUUUAAAGCAACAAAGAGUAUACAAACAAACAAACGGUUACUCACCAAUUCGUACCAAUGCUGACAUCAUCCCCUCUGGGUCCUACUUCAGUCUUAAAUGGCCGUAAACCCGCUAAGGGGUAAAGGGGAGUGCGCGCGGACCGUCUCGCUCGCAUUUACGCGGCACGCGGUCAGAAUAAGAUUUUUGUAUGAAGUGUCCGGUGUGUGACUGUGUGUUACGUUAUCUAUUUAGACGCGUCAAAUCCCACGGGCUUCGACUAAUAGAGGUACUGCACGCACAGUGUCUCCGUAGACCAUGCCGCGAGUACUGAAUUUUUUUUUAUAUUAAGUUUUCGAUUCUAAUAGUAAACAAAAUAUAACUUACAAGUUUGAAUAAUUUAGUAAACUGUAAUAGUAAUAUUAUAGAUUUUUACAGGAUUUCUAUUGCGUAUCGUAAAGGAGAGCCAUUCCCAAAUUACUUAUUAUUGGAAAUCAGUUUGUGAUUUCAGCUUACUAGGUAGCUCACAUAUUCGCUAAAGCGUCAUAGCGCCUUAGUAUAAGUAAACCAUUGUGAUACGUAUUGUAACCAAAAAUCAUCUGAUGAUAUAGACAUAUUUUUUGUAAUCAAAACCUUUCUAAUAAAACCAUUGAAUGCUGGA
Messenger RNA from Pectinophora gossypiella (pink bollworm), 2005 nucleotides. It is a transcript of the gene CREG, whose product is annotated as protein CREG1. The transcript is spliced from 6 exons. NCBI's taxonomy places the organism in Eukaryota, Metazoa, Arthropoda, Insecta, Lepidoptera, Gelechiidae. The record is from RefSeq and is a predicted model, not a curated record. Bases 209 to 973 code for a protein of 254 amino acids.